GGCGGCGCGCGGCGAUGAUGUAAUGGCUUUGUGCGGCGGGCGCUGCGCUCUCUGCGUGUUGCGCGCCCACUCGCGGCUCCGGGGCGGCGGGGGCCGCGGGGGCCUCGCAGGACCUGGCCCGGCCCCCCCGCGGCCCAGCGUGUGAGUGAGGGGCGGGCGGGGAGCGACGGGGGGCCGGGCCCUGCGGUUCUCCCCUGGAGCCGCGCCCCGCUAGGCCUUGGCCCGCGGACGCGGCGGGGCUGCGGCCCUGAGGCGGCCCAGGGGCUCAGGAGGCCUUGGGGAGCCCGUGCGGCCUUCUGGGGGUGCCCCCGGCACCGAGGGGGGCGAGGGAGCGGCUGGUUGGGCGGGCGCGGAGGGCGUCGCGUUGUUCUGUUGCGGGGAAAGGGCUUGGAGACUGCUCGGAGUGCAUGGGAGGCCUCGUCUCUGUGGGGAUGCGCCUGGCAGAACGGCGGGGCCGUGUCCGUGCGCGUCCCGCGGUGCCUGGUUCCGCGCUCGGGAGGAGGGGGGUCGUGCCCCCGGGAUCGAAAAGCGUGAUCUCUGCUCGGUGCGGUGCCCCGACCCGUCGCCCGUUGGCACUCGGCGGCUCUCCGAACGCGACGUAACGCUGGGAGGCGCUUUGCCGCUUUGCUUCGUGCCGCACGCAGCCGUGGAGCCUGAAGGAGCGCGUUCCUCUGACCCACUUGUGGGCCCGGGUGUCUUUUUGAUCCGUUGUACUAGAAAGGCUUGCCAGCGGACCUGGCUUUUUGCACCGAGUACAGUUACCAGCGGAAUUCUGAGGGUUUUAUUUUGGGGUAAAAAAGGAAAGUAAGGUUAUCUUUAUGAAACCGAUCCUCAGUCAAGUGUAACUUUUGAUGUAUGGUCUUUAAAGCCCCCCACUAUGCCAGCAGCUACCGUAGACCAUAGCCAAAGAAUCUGUGAGGUCUGGGCUUGUAACUUGGAUGAAGAGAUGAAGAAAAUUCGUCAAGUUAUACGGAAGUAUAACUAUGUAGCUAUGGAUACAGAAUUUCCAGGAGUAGUUGCAAGGCCUAUUGGAGAAUUCAGAAGCAAUGCAGACUAUCAAUACCAAUUAUUACGCUGCAAUGUAGAUUUGCUAAAAAUAAUUCAGCUAGGACUGACGUUUAUGAAUGAGCAAGGGGAAUACCCUCCAGGAACUUCAACUUGGCAAUUCAAUUUUAAAUUUAAUUUAACAGAAGAUAUGUAUGCACAGGACUCUAUUGAACUGCUAACAACAUCUGGUAUCCAGUUUAAAAAGCAUGAGGAAGAAGGAAUUGAGACGCAAUACUUUGCAGAACUGCUUAUGACAUCAGGAGUUGUACUAUGUGAAGGAGUCAAGUGGCUUUCAUUUCACAGUGGAUAUGACUUUGGUUAUCUAAUCAAAAUCCUGACCAACUCUAAUUUACCUGAAGAAGAACUGGACUUCUUUGAGAUACUGCGAUUGUUUUUCCCUGUCAUCUAUGAUGUAAAGUAUCUCAUGAAGAGUUGCAAAAAUCUGAAGGGUGGAUUGCAAGAAGUGGCUGAGCAGUUAGAGCUGGAAAGGAUAGGACCACAGCAUCAGGCAGGAUCUGAUUCUUUACUCACAGGAAUGGCCUUUUUCAAAAUGAGAGAAAUGUUCUUUGAAGAUCACAUUGACGAUGCCAAAUAUUGUGGCCACUUGUAUGGCCUUGGUUCGGGGUCAUCUUAUGUACAAAAUGGCACGGGAAACGCUUAUGAAGAAGAAGCCAACAAGCAGUCAUGACAUGAAAUGAAAGGCCAUCUUUUUGAGCUCCACAUGCUUGUACAUACGUUUUAUCUCUGGUUGAACCCCUUGGACAAUAAGGCUUUUUUUCCCCCUUUCUCAGCACACUUUCUUUUCUGCCUUUCUAUGUACUAAACCUGACUGUUCCGAUCACAGAUUUUGAUCUUAAUAUUGAUAUGUAGAAUUUUAUGGGUUACUUUUGGAAUCAUAACUAGCCCAUUUGUAAUGAAGCAUGUAUAGGAUCAGUGUGGCAGAGAGAAGGGGAAAGCUAAAUCAUAAUAGUAUGGUAAACUUGCCUAUAUCGGUCUUUGGUCCUUAGGUUUUUUGUCUCUUUCCCCUCCCUUCUCCAAAUUAACUCAUGCUGAUUGUAACUAACUUCCCCGUUUAUGUCUGUUCCUUCCAGUAUGCAGGCGUUUUAGCUAUUCAAGAUUGUGGACCAUCAAAUUUGCACUUUAGAGAGCAACUCUGACUCAAUCCUCUGUUUCAUUUGAAGUUUUUUUUUCUUCUGCCCUUAGCUAGGAUACAAUAAUCUUCUAAGUUCAGCAGCUUCACACUGUAUUUUUGGCAUCUUUUGGUAUUUCAACCCAUAGAAUAUGACAUUUGCUGCAUAACCUGCAGUCGUUCAAGCAAAACAAACUACUGAAACCAUAGUAACUGCUGUUGUUUUACUAGUGUUCUGCCAUCAAACACGUCCUGCACGUGCCAACUGCGGGUUGGCCUGCUGCUUUAGAUCCGCUCUGUGAGGAGGGAAAGAAGCUUGAGAAAACAGCUUUACACCCUUCAGGAAAAGAACAGCUAUGACUUUGCCAUCUUGCCAUUAAGCUGAGAUUUGAAGGCUAUUGGAAUAGUAGGAAUUUUGUAAUGGCGCACUUCCCUUGAUUAACUUUUAUUCUAGUGACGUAUGCUCCAAAUAUUUUUUUAUGAAGUCGUAUUUAUUAUGUACUUGAUUUGACAAUUUCUGGAAGUCAGUUUAGUUCAAGAUAAAGCCCAAAGAUCUGGAAAAAAAAAAUGCUAUUUAACUGAAUUACUGAAUUAGGACAACAAAAUCAUGCUUUUUUGUAGUUGCUACAAAGACAGAUGUUACAGAUAUUUGUUGUAAAACAACAAAAAUAUAAAUAACUUAGAACAAAUAAAGUUACCUGAGGAUUGUAAUGCUAGUUUAUUUUUGAGUAUAUCUUAGCAAUAUAUUUUAGAUAUAUUGUUUUAAAGGACCCUAAAAUAUGUUCUUAUCUCUGCUUACCAUUUGUACAGAGCAGUUGUGCAGGAGACAUUUUUGGUAUUGAAUAGCUAAAUCCAAGCCUGAAAUGAUGGAAAGUGCGACAUCGUGUGCCUGGGUGUGUGUGCGCGCGUAGGGGUGUGCGUGUUCCACACGGAAAUCAAUCAUAGAGAAACUCCAAAUGUUCGCCAAUUAUUCUGUUUACCUUGUACUGCAAAGACAACAAACAGCACCAAACACCUUUUUCAUUGAGUUACGACAAUGUAACUGGGUGGUCCUUUUUAAACAACAAAUAAUUUGCAUAACAGAGGGUAUUUGUUUUUAAAGCUUUUGUAAAUAAAGGCCUAAAAAAUGUUUUCUUACAUAA
Molecule: messenger RNA, 3318 nt
Organism: Gallus gallus (chicken)
Lineage: Eukaryota; Metazoa; Chordata; Aves; Galliformes; Phasianidae
Gene: CNOT7
Product: CCR4-NOT transcription complex subunit 7
Exons: 7
Coding region: 878-1735 (285 amino acids)
Cellular component (GO): CCR4-NOT complex; CCR4-NOT core complex; P-body
Molecular function (GO): nucleic acid binding; poly(A)-specific ribonuclease activity
Source: RefSeq, a predicted model, not a curated record